UUUCUCUUCCGCAAGCGUGAGCGCAUGUCGCUGUGUGUGUUUCUGUUUGAGUGUGUGUGGUGUGUGGUGUGUCUGUGUGUGCGUGCGUGCGUGCGUGCGUGAUCGCGAAUCGCUCGAUAGAGAGAGAAAAAGGACAGAGAAGGUGUGCAACAGCAGCGUUUACUCUGACCAGUGUUGGAAGCAAGAAGAAGUGCGAGGAAGACUGGGACGAGUGUCUGCCUACACAUAAUGCUGCUGGCCGUUGUCUAUAGCUGUGUAGGGGGAGGAGCGCUGCUGUAUGCCCUCUACCGCUGGAUCAUCCCCAACCUGUUGCAGUACCACACUGGAGCGUUAUUAUUCUGGCACGACGACCUGGUCCCCUGGGUGAGGGACACCGUCUAUGGCUCCACCCGCCCAGAGCGUAUUCUGGCCGAAGUAAAGAGGAAGGCCACCAGGGGUGACGCCAGGAGUGUGGUGGACACCAUCGACCAGUACUGCAGGCAUCAAGAAUGGGCCAUGAAUGUGGGGGACGAGAAAGGCACCAUCCUGGACUCCAUCGUGUGUGAGGUGAAGCCCAGGGCGAUGCUAGAGCUGGGGACCUACUGCGGUUACUCGGCGGUGCGCAUCGCCAGCCUGCUGCCCCCAAACUCAAGGCUGAUCACCAUGGAGUUCAACCCUGUGUUCGCCGCCAUCGCACGCCAGGUCAUCGCCUGGGCAGGAGUGGAGGAUAAGGUGGUGCUCAUCGAGGGCCCAUCCGGGGACUGGAUCCCUAAAAUGAAGAAGGAGUUCGGGUUGACUUCGUUUGACUUGGUGUUCUUGGACCACUGGAAGGAUUGCUACCUACCCGACACCAAACUAAUGGAGGAGUGCGGCCUGCUCAGGACGGGCAGCAUCCUGGUGGCCGACAACGUCAUCUGUCCCGGGGCGCCUGAUUACCUGGAGUACGUGCGUGGCAGCCCGCGGUACGAGAGCAAGUACUUCCGCUCCCAUCUGGAGUACACCAGAGUAGAGGACGGCAUAGAGAAGUCUGUCUUCCUGGGGUAGCUGAGCUUCCUGCCCCUCUUCUCUCACUCAGUCACACAAACACACACACACACACACACACACACACACACACACACACACACACACACACACACACACACACACACACACACACACACACACACACACACACACACACACACACACACACACACACAAAAUAAUUAACAAACUAAUAUAAAUACUGAUCUAAGACCCUAUGAACAUUCUCAUAGUUGGGACUCAAGAAUAUAUAAGAUUCAGGCCAAACAAUGUGUGAACCUUUUUAUCAACAGGCUGUUUUAGAGAAUGAUUUGUUCCUCUGGCUUCCUGAGACUAUACUGAAUUUAGGAGCUCACAUUAUGAUAUAUCUUGAUUGUCUCACGAGGCUGAUGUUCGUCAACCCUGUUCCUUGGUAUAACCCGGGAGCUACAAUGACCACGGAAGCGUUGCAUCAUGUUUGCUUACAACUUGCUCCACUGGACACGUCGCAGCGCAAGAUGAAGAGGAUUCUAUAGGACCGAUAGAUAAACAACUAUGCCUGCUCUGCUUUAUAUGUUUUUUCAUUGUUGUGAACAAGGUGAUUGUGCAUACAGUACAUGUUAAGUCAUUUAACAGAAUAAUGUUUUCAUUGGCAGUCUCUUAACCAAACUCACCUGAAGCUCCAAUGACCGCACCAAUUGUCCUUCAAAUGUUGUCUGACCUUAAAUUGUCCUUGUAUAAAAAAAUGUCUGUGGUCGUACAACUCGCUGUAUUUCCAUGUCUAUGAUCACAUGUUGAAACUAGCGAGGUAAACAAGUGGUUCAUAGUCUGAGGACAGACACAUGGUUGUAGUUAUAUGGGUGUAGUUUUGUUGUACGUGAUAUGGGGGUGCUUCAUGUUCCCACCGUAGGGUGCAGGUGGAUGCAGGGAUUGUAUGCAGGAAUGCAAUUACAAGUCAAGAUAUUUGUUAACAAAUUUGAUAAAGAGCAGUAGUUUCCAUGUGCAACUACAACUUCAUAGAAAUAAUCCAUACAUUUAAACAAUUUGAAUUGGCAUACAAUCAUACAUACUUUCUUAAAAAAACACAUAUUCAUAGAGAGAUGUGCAACACUUGUAAAGAAAGACUUAAUUUCUAUCUUAGCCUCUUUGCUGCGUGUCUGUUGGGUGUCACACAGUGAAGAAGCUCUCAUUGAUUAGAGGGCGAGAUGGGGCUACGCGAUGGUCCGCUUGCAUGCCCAGUGUAGCAGGGGGUUAAGGUAUGAUGUUUGAUGCUGUUUCACAUCCAAAAUGGAUGGCAUCUUUUGUUGAAAUAGUUUGCCGUGAUACACUAGGGGGCAGUAGUGAACCUUUUAAAAUUCAUACUCUGAACAUGAAUGCAUUUUUUAUAAUCUUGUAUAUGAAAAAACAUAAUAAAAUCAUAUUGUAUACGGCAA
Gadus morhua (Atlantic cod) is the source of this 2417-nucleotide messenger RNA. RefSeq names its product catechol-O-methyltransferase b (gene comtb). Gene Ontology annotation, biological process: dopamine metabolic process; catecholamine catabolic process; developmental process. The record is from RefSeq and is a predicted model, not a curated record. Gene Ontology annotation, molecular function: catechol O-methyltransferase activity. Bases 229 to 1023 code for a protein of 264 amino acids. The transcript has 6 exons. NCBI's taxonomy places the organism in Eukaryota, Metazoa, Chordata, Actinopteri, Gadiformes, Gadidae.